Molecule: messenger RNA, 720 nt
Organism: Lodderomyces theae
Lineage: Eukaryota; Fungi; Ascomycota; Pichiomycetes; Serinales; Debaryomycetaceae
Exons: 1
Coding region: 1-720 (239 amino acids)
Source: RefSeq, a predicted model, not a curated record
AUGAUUGUAGUAACUCCACAAGAGAUAAUUGACAAGUGUCCAAGUCAGAUAUUAAGCAAGAUAGAGCGAUAUGGGCUCGAUCAAUCGGGAGAUUCAGAUUUUCAAGAUGGCGGUAUCACGACAUUGCAAUCCCCAUCUACAGCAACAACAACAGCAACAACGAAAACAACGAUCCCAAAUCUCAAUCAACUUAUAAAAUCCACCUUGGCGACUUCUGGCAGGCUUCCGUUAAGUGACCAUCGACUGGUGCCACCUCCUUCACAAAGCAUCAGCAUCAACAUCAACGACGUGAUACUUGAUGUAGAGAACCUACCGCAUUAUUCCUGCCUGGUCACGCCGCAGCAGCAGCAACAGCAACAACAACAACAGCAUCGGUAUAAGUAUCAGUACCAUCCCCUAAAUUACGCUGUGGAUCCCAAUGCUGAGCAGUCUCAACGUGUCGAUCUAGAUAGCGAUGAAGGCGUGGAAGAUCCUGACGUGGUUGAGUAUCUUAAAUUCAAGAGGGAUCAUCAAUUGAAGUUUUUGAAGGAGGUUCAACUGAGAGGUUUGGUGUUGAAAGGGAAUGGCGGAGGAGGGAGUGGUGGUGCUGAAGAUGAUGGUGUGAGCGGCCCAAGCAGAGACAGAGACAGAGACAGAGGCAGAGACAGAGGCAGAGGCAGAGGCAGAGAGAGCGGCGUUGGGGUUGGACAGAGUCAAACUAGCAAGUUCAUGAAUUAUUGA